UCUCCCCCAGGGGAGAACAGCUCAUCCUCCUCCCUCACUUACCCUAUCACACCCUUAGAGGGGAAUCCCAAGGGGAAGAUGAAAUUCCCAGAACAGAGCCCCCUCCUAAAACUAACUCUGGAAUCUCUGAAUUUUGGUUUAGAAGGAAACCACUUUUUUUUCACAAUUCCUUUUCAUAAUUUUCAUACCUGAGGGCACCAGAAACAAAAUUUAUUUUACAAUAAUUAUUAUAGCCAAAGCCACUAUGUAUUCUGAUUUUCUAGGAUGGAGAUUUUGAAUAUUGUCUCAGUCCAGCAAACAGACACCCUGUUGCUUUUGAGUGUGAAAUAAUGGAGUCACUAUGGUGAUCAACCAAUGGGUCCUCACCAGCUCCUGGAACUUAGAACUUAGUUCUCUAUAAAUGCCAGUAGACCUGCCACUUUCCUCUGGAAUCUGAAACAGUUCUCACAGAGGCUACCUCUUUUCUUGUGGCAAUAGAUAGGUGCCCGGAUGGUAGCCUAACUCAGUGUUUCCUAACUCAAUAUGUUCAUAAGCUGUGCUUUUCAGAGCAAGAAGUGAUUUAAAGUUAUGUAGAGGCAACACAGCUUUCUAAGAAUAUUUUUGGCAGUCUGAUAAAGAAGAUACAGGCCCUGGAAGAGUGCGUGUUAGCCCUUGGGACACCCGCCAGAUGUUAGUGCACAUAAAUUUGAGGAGACAAUGGCCUUCACUGUUACUAUUCAAAGUGCUGCUCACAUUCUUUAAUCGGCAACGAAAAUUAUUUCACUUUCAAGGUCCAGGCCGGUCAGAGGUGGAGUUGGGGGAGGGCUGUGACAGAGGGCCUGUCUCGCACGGUGAAGGCAGGGAAUUGUCUUAGUGUCCCAUUAGGCGGGUUCCCUGCUUUCCUCAGGGCGAAGGGCAGCGAGUGGCAGUGGGAGGCUGGACGCAAAGCUAGGGUGUGCGUCACCUAUGUUUUCCGGGCUGUCAGGCUCCCAGUGUACCCAGCUUUUCAGGUAGGGACGACCCCUCCCACGCAGAGCGGUUCCGGCGGGUGGGAAGGAGGGGCUGGGCUCCGAGCGCCCGCCCCUCCAUCUAUCACAUGGCCGGAGAGUCACAAAAACAACAGCUUUGGCCAAGACCGUGACUUCAGGAAAGGGAACCCAGGGCCCUCGCAGAUAGCCCCCCUCCCCAUGGAGGACAGUUUUCUUGAAUCCUUUGGGAGGCUGAGCCUCCAGCAGCAGCAGCAGCAGCCGCCGCCUCGGCCGCCGCCCCCGCGGGGGACACCUCCGCGCCGCCACAGCUUUAGGAAACACCUCUACCUCCUGCGAGGCCUCCCGGGCUCGGGGAAAACCACACUGGCCAGACAAUUGCAACAUGACUUUCCCAGGGCCCUGAUUUUCAGCACGGAUGAUUUUUUCUUCAGGGAAGAUGGUGCCUAUGAGUUCAAUCCUGACUUUCUGGAGGAAGCUCAUGAAUGGAACCAGAAAAGAGCAAGAAAAGCAAUGAGGAAUGGCAUAUCCCCAAUUAUUAUUGAUAAUACCAACCUCCACGCCUGGGAAAUGAAGCCCUAUGCAGUCAUGGUAUUUCAGACCGAACAAAAGAAUCUUUUCAGGCUGGAAAUGGUGGUAGUUUUCAGGCCAGAAAUGAAGAAACAUUCAUGGAGUCCCAAGAGAAAAAAUACACCGGAUGAAAGAACGGUCCCUUACAGCCUAUUCCCACAGAACAAUAAGAUGUGUGGAGAGUCAUGGCACGACCAAGAUGAACUUAAAUGGUCACACCAAGUUGCCCAUACUGGCCUCAAACUUGUGAUCCUCCAGCCUCAAGUCUCCUGAGUAACUGGGAUUUCAGAAACCACAAAUCCUAUUAGGUCCACUUCAGAAUAAGGUGGCUGAAAGUCUGGAUCUAAUAGUCUGUUGAAGUGAAGGGGCUCCCUUGGAUGAUAAACCUGCAAUAAGACUUCAUCAGAAGCCUACAGAAAACAAAACAAACCAAAUAUUCAGUAUAUGGAGAUUCUCCAAAGUAAUAUGUGUUUAACAAAAUUGAAAAAUUAAAAUGAAAGGUUUUU
Messenger RNA from Sciurus carolinensis (gray squirrel), 2041 nucleotides. It is a transcript of the gene N4bp2l1, whose product is annotated as NEDD4 binding protein 2 like 1. The record is from RefSeq and is a predicted model, not a curated record. Lineage: Eukaryota; Metazoa; Chordata; Mammalia; Rodentia; Sciuridae.